UUUUGUAGGCUGGCCUCAAACUCCUGGCAGUCCUCUUGUCUCUGCCUCCUGAGAGUUGGGAUUACAGGCAUGUACUACCAUGCCUGGUCUCUUCCUAAGUAUUGUGAAUGCUUUUUGCUGAUUUUAUUUUUGUAUUGCUUAUUGCUAGUAUAUGGUAAUACAAUUGAUUAUGGAUUUUUGUGUACUAGUUUUAUUCUUUAACCUUGCUAGUUUAUUCAUCCUAACAGGGGUGUGUGUGUGUGUGUGUGUGUGUGUGUGUGUCUGUCUGUCUGUCUGUCUUUGGAUUUCCUAGCAGUUGCUAUACAUGGGUCCUGACAUCUUUGAAUAAGGACAUUUUCUUCCUUUUCAAUCUCCAUGACUUAUCUUUUUCCUUAUUGCUCUGGCAAGACCCUUCAGUACAUUGUUGAAAACAAGCGGUGAAGGUUGACCUUAUUUUUUUUCCUGAUACAAGGGGGGGAAUAUUUAGUUUUUCAUUAUUAAAUAUGGUAUCUGUUGUAGGUUUGUCAUAGGUUGUGGACUUUAUAAAUGUAAGACCAUUUCCAUUGUUAGUUUGAGAAUUGUUACCAUGAAUGGAUAUAGGGGCUUAGUGAAAUGGUUUUAAUAUGUUUUCACUGAGCUGAGCCUGUGGCUUUUGUCAUUUAUUUUAUGGAUAUGGUAUAUUACAUUAAGUGUUUUUUGGAAGUUAGACCAAGCUUGGAUUUCUGGGAUAAGUUACACUGUGUCAGAAUGUGUCACUGAAUUUGAUUUGCUAUUAUUUUAUUAGUGAAUUUUACAUUUAUAUUUUUAUGAGGACUAUUUUCUUGUGAUGCCUUUGUUUUCAGUAUCAGGGUAAUUGGGCUGUAUUAAUUUUCUGUUGCUGCUAUAACAUUAUUACAAACUUAAUGACUUAAGAGCAACGCCAUUUACUAAAACUACACCAUUUACUGAAACUACACUGUUUAUUCAGUUUUGGUGGAUCAGAUUUGAUAUUUGGUUCAGCUGGUUCUUUCUCCGAUUAAUCUCACAAGGCUGAAAUCAAGUUGUUGGCAGCAUUUUGUUCCUUUUAGGAGGCUCUAAAGGAGAACUCACUUUCAGGCUUAGUCAAGGUGUUGGCUGAAUUCACUUCCGUGCAGUUGUAGGACUUGAGGUUUCUAUUUCUUUACUGGCUACUAGCCUGGGGUUAUUUGCAGCUUCUAAGGCUGUCUGCAUUCCCUGGCCUUGUGGCUCCUUGAAAGCCAAUAGCAGGUUAGAUUUCUUUCCAGUUUCAAAUUUCCCUGACUUUCUCUUCCAUAUUUCUGAUACAUGUUUCUUAACUCCAGCCAGAGAAAUUUCUCCCUUUGUAGUGUAGUGUUCAUGUGAUUAGAUUGGGCCCACCUGGAUACCCCAGGCUAAUCUCGUUAAGGAAUGUGACCUUAAUUACAUUUGCUAAGUCCUUGCACAGCAGUACUUAGAUUAUGUUUGAAUGAAUAACUAGGGGACAGGAACCUUGAAGAGAUAGCUUUGGAAUUCUGCCUACUAUACAGUCCUCAUGGAAUUAAUCAGAAUCUCCCAGGAAAAAGAGACAUGACUGCAGUGAUACAUCCUGACAAGAAGUUGAUAAAAGCAAAGGAGCAGAGAUUAACAGCUAGCAAGCAGAAUUUUGAACCGUCAGGAUUUCACAUUUACUGCUUUCAGCUACAAAUUUCUGUUGCCAACUUUUAAAUCAGAUAUACUUUCAGAACCCAGAAAAGACAAAAAGAUACUUUUCUUCCAUAUUUUUUGUUAGGUAAAAGAAACUGCAAUGUCUAGGAAACAAAGCCAGAAGGUAGGACUUAGUGUGGAAGUUUGGACAAGAAGUAAUAGCACAACUGAUUUUCUCAUCAACAUAAAAGAAGAUUCAUCAGGAUUCAUUUUUGAUUUGCAGUCCAAUACUGUACUGGCCCAAGGAGGAGUUUUUGAGAACAUGAAAGAGAAGAUAAAUGCAGUGCGUGCAAUAGUUCCCAACAAGAGCAACAAUGAAAUCAUCCUGGUUCUGCAGCACUUUGAUAAUUGUGUGGACAGAACAGUACAAGCAUUCAUGGAAGGUAGUGCCAGUGAAGUACUCAAAGAAUGGACAGUAACAGGCAAGAAAAAGAACAAAAAGAAGAAAAGCAAACCAAAACCUGGAGCAGAAACAAGAAACAGUGUCCCAGAUUCCAGUAAAUCUGUUUCCAUUCGAGAGGAGCAGUCUGCACCUUCCUCAGAGAAAGGUGGCGUUAAUGGUUAUCACGUCAAUGGUGUCAUCAAUGAUGCUGAGUCUGUGGACUCACUGAGUGAAGGUUUGGAAACACUUUCAAUGGAGGCCAGAGAAUCAGAAGAUCCUGAGUUGUCUGCACCAAAUACACUGGAUAGAACAGGAUCUGUGCUGGAGAAUGGUGUCUCUGACUUUGAGCCCAAGUCUUUGAUUACCUACUCUAUUCGGAAUGUUCAGCACUGCAAGAAGGCUGCCAAAUCUCUGUCAAGAUCCACUGCGGGACCUCACUUUUCAAAUCUGGGAAUGGAGGAUGUUCCACUAUCAUCUACCAAUAAAAAACUAGGUUCCAAUAUUGAAAAAUCUGUAAAAGACCUUCAACGCUGCACAGUAUCUCUUGCACGGUAUCGAGUUGUAGUUAAAGAAGAGAUGGAUGCGUCCAUUAAGAAAAUGAAGCAAGCUUUUGCUGAAUUGCAGAGUUGUUUAAUGGAUCGAGAAGUGGCAUUGCUGGCUGAAAUGGACAAAGUGAAAACUGAAGCAAUGGACAUUUUACUCAGCCGACAAAAGAAAGCAGAGCUUCUAAAGAAGAUGACCGAUGUGGCUGUGCGAAUGUCAGAGGAGCAAUUGGUUGAGCUCAGAGCUGAUAUAAAGCACUUUGUUAGCGAACGUAAAUAUGAUGAGGAUCUGGGACGAGUAGCUCGGUUUACCUGUGAUGUGGAGACUCUGAAGAAGAGCAUUGAUUCCUUUGGACAAGGUGAGGUGGUGAGAGGUUCUGGGCCAUGCAGCCAUCCACUGUUAAUGAGCGACUGAUGUGCCUCUCCUCUG
Heterocephalus glaber (naked mole-rat) is the source of this 3013-nucleotide messenger RNA. NCBI's taxonomy places the organism in Eukaryota, Metazoa, Chordata, Mammalia, Rodentia, Bathyergidae. The record is from RefSeq and is a predicted model, not a curated record.